UACUUCGCCUUGUUGCCUUUCCUUAAGACAUUAGACAUCUCUCUCUCUCUCUCCCAAACUCCCCUUUUAAAUACCCCCUUCCCCAUCCCCUCAUUCCCACCACACCCCAACGCCCACCCUACUCCUCUCUCUCUUCUCUAUCUCUCUACUCUCUCUCUCUCUCUCAUCUUCAUCAGAACCAUUCUACCCGAGAGACAAGAUAGAAUGGGAAUCAAGAAAUCAAACAAACAAUCACAGACAACAAUGCUGAAGCAAAUCCUGAAAAGGUGCUCGAGUCUGGGUAAAAAGCAAGGCUACGACAUGGAGGGGCUCCCGCUGGACGUGCCCAAAGGCCACUUCGUCGUAUACGUAGGGGAGAACAGGAGCAGGCACAUCGUGCCCAUCUCGUUCUUGACUCGGCCCGAGUUCCAGAGUCUACUCAGACGAGCCGAGGAAGAGUUCGGGUUCGAUCACGACAUGGGUCUCACCCUCCCUUGCGAAGAAGUCGUUUUCGAGUCCUUAACUUCAAUGCUUAGGUGAGAAGGAAGGAAGGAAGGUUUUUCAAGGGCUUGUUUGGUUGGGAGAGAGAAUUGUUGGAAAGAAGUGGUCAUGAAGCUGCUUCAUUGCUUCUGAGCUUUUUUUAGAUUUCUCUUCUCCCUCUUUUUUUAUUUUGAAUUUUUGGGUUAUUAUGUUAUAUUUGAUCUAACCCAAUAGCCCAAGAAUAGAUUUUGGGUCUGAAUAUGUAAUUAAAUCUGGAAAAAGUUGGAAAUAUUUUUUUCUCAACAGUGGCGUUUGGUUGUGCCCUGGGAGAUCUAGGAGUAAUAUUAUGGAUAUUUGGGGUUGCUACCCUGCUUCACUCA
This is a messenger RNA of Rhododendron vialii, 839 nucleotides long. RefSeq names its product protein SMALL AUXIN UP-REGULATED RNA 51-like. The record is from RefSeq and is a predicted model, not a curated record. Gene Ontology annotation, biological process: response to auxin. The transcript has a single exon. Lineage: Eukaryota; Viridiplantae; Streptophyta; Magnoliopsida; Ericales; Ericaceae. Bases 205 to 519 code for a protein of 104 amino acids.